UUAUAUAUAUAAGAUUGGUGAUGGAGAUAGUAACGGUGAUGGUGUGCCCAGCCCCAAGCCACGAACUGUGAGAAAUAGAGAGACGAUUUUGCCCCCUCGAAUUGCGGAAAUUUGCGGGUAGAGAAGAAUUGAUUGGUAUCGUCGCGCUGCACCAUAAAAUUUAUCGUCGCCUCUUGUUUGUUGAGCUGUUGGAAAAGCACGAAACAAGGCGUAGGGAUGGAGAUGUACAUGCACCAGGCGUACAACGCACGUGGCUUGGGAUUGGGAUUGGGAUUGGGAUUGGUGUUGGGGAUUUGUUAGGGUUUGGUAUUGGGAAUUUGGGAAUUUGGGACUGUAUAUCUCUCAGUCUCAGUGGACUCCGUCCAUGGCCAAAUUCCAUGGAUCGUCUCUGGAACUCUGGUGGGACAACGGUCACGGUGGUUGGGCCACUCUUUUAGCUCUGCUCUUCAUUUUACUUUGGCACUCUUCUAAAAGAUUCUCUUUUGUUUCUCGCUUUCCUUCUGCUUUCUCUUCGGCUUCCACUUCAACUUCCGCUUCCGCUUCCGCUUCCGCUUCCUCUUCGGCGUUGGCCUUGCACUCUGACGCCACUACUUCUCGCUCCCGCGCCCCCCAUCUUGGAAUCUCCGAGAUCGUAACAGAUGAAGAUUUAAUGUUUCUCAUUGAAACUUUGGAAGAAAAGAUCAGCGAGGAUGAGAUAUGGCAGAAUGUGAUUGAGAAAAGAAAUGAUAAUCUGUUCUACAGUGCUAAAUGCUGCGAUCCUAAGGAUGGCCCAGUGAAGUACUUGAGUGUGACAGUAUUUGAGAAUUGCUCCCCUGAAAUGUUGAGAGACUUCUACAUGGACAAUGAUUACAGAAAGAUGUGGGACAAGACUCUGCUUGAUCAUAAGCAGUUACAAGUGGAUGAAAACAGUGGAGUUGAAGUUGGCCGAACCAUUAAGAAGUUUCCACUCUUGACACCUAGAGAAUAUGUGCUAGGAUGGAGAUUAUGGGAGGGGAAGGAUAAGACAUUCUACUGUUUUAUUAAGGAAUGUGAACAUCCUUUUGCACCACGACAAAAGGAUUAUGUUCGUGUUGGCUUUUUUAGAUCUGGGUGGCGAAUCAAGAAAGUGCCUGAUAGAAAUGCCUGUGAGAUUAAAAUGUUUCAUCAAGAAGAUGCUGGCUUGAAUGUUAAGAUGGCAAAGCUGGUUUUUGCAAAGGGCAUAUGGAGUUACGUGUGUAAAAUGGAGAAUGCACUUCGCAAAUAUCCAACAAUAAGACAUCCUCAAUCAAGUUCUGCAGCUAAUGCAGUCACUUUGGUCAAAAAGGUUCCCCAUGGGUUAGAGACCACAAAUGGCGUGACCUUGCAAGCAACCUUUGGAGCAAGUGCUGUCGAUGGUUCAGUUACCGGCCGGGAAAAGAAGCUGUCGAAAAGGCCAUCAAGGAAAAUGGUAGCCAAGGGGUUGCUGCUUCUUGGGGGUGUGGUGUGUCUGUCUCGUGGUCAUUCUAGCUUGGGUGCCAAGGUUGUGAUGGCAUAUGUCUUGACCAAACUUAGAAAGCGUGGAGCUUCAUCGAGUGGGAGUGCCUAAACCCCCAGUCAGUCAAGUUUCCCGUAUAUCAGUUAUGGAUUUUCAGAUCUCAUGCCUUGAAGUCUUGACUUGUACAGUUUGUUCUGUUUCUUUCUUUGCAGGGAAGGGAAGUUGGUACGCAGUCAAUGUGACUCUGUUUCUUGUAAAUAUCAAUUAGUGUAAGUUUAUGGUAAAAUGUAAAGAUAAUAUAUUAAAAUUCUUUCACCCCUC
Messenger RNA from Ziziphus jujuba (common jujube), 1774 nucleotides. RefSeq lists its product as uncharacterized. The transcript is spliced from 6 exons. The record is from RefSeq and is a predicted model, not a curated record. NCBI's taxonomy places the organism in Eukaryota, Viridiplantae, Streptophyta, Magnoliopsida, Rosales, Rhamnaceae. Gene Ontology annotation, molecular function: lipid binding. Bases 365 to 1564 code for a protein of 399 amino acids.